This is a messenger RNA of Lepus europaeus (European hare), 3912 nucleotides long. RefSeq names its product HEAT repeat containing 6 (gene HEATR6). The record is from RefSeq and is a predicted model, not a curated record. The transcript is spliced from 20 exons. Bases 4 to 3537 code for a protein of 1177 amino acids. Lineage: Eukaryota; Metazoa; Chordata; Mammalia; Lagomorpha; Leporidae.
AAGAUGGCGGCCGUGCAGGUUGUGGGCUCGUUCCCCUGCGGGCCGCCGCAGGAGACACCCCCGGAGCAGGACAAUGGUUUCCGCCGCUUGUCCGCCAGGCUCUGCGCCCUGCGCCCGGAUGACAGCAGCUCCGCCCGCACCGAGAUCCACCUGCUCUUCGACCAGCUCAUCUCGGAGAACUACAGCGAGGGCGGCGGCGUGGCCCCGCAGGAUGUCAGUGCUCUUCUCGUGCAAGCUUGCCGACUUGUGCCUCUGAAUCAGAAUCAUCUUGUCAGCAAAGUGUCUCAGCUCAUCCACCAUUUACUUAACAGAUUGCAGGUCAUUGUUGAUGAGCAGAACCUGGAUUUCCUCUUGGCGUACACUAUCUCAGCCAUUCAGCAGUGCAGUGCCUGGACACACAUGGAAAUUCUCCAAGCCCUUGCAGCUCUCGUUUACUGCAAUGGUUCCAAAUGUCAGAAGUACCUUCCAGACUUGCUAGGCAAGACCGGGCUCUUGCUGAAGCUGAGUGACUUGACUCAGUCUGAUCUUGAAGUCAGGAGGGCUGCGGUGCACUGCAUGGCAAACUUAUGUCUCAGCAUGCCAGGACAGCCGCACCUGGAGGAGCCCUACCAGAAUAUCUGCUUCCAGGCUUUCCUGACUACUUUACAAUCUCCCAAGUUGCCCACUAUGGAUGAUAUAACAUUUUGCAUGUUGCUACAAAAUGCAUUAAAAGGUAUACAGUCACUUCUCAAUGGUGGGAAGAUGAAACUGACACAGACUGAUGAACUUGGAGCUCUUCUGGCUGUGCUAAAGAAAUCCAUGUUCCAUGGACUGCCUGGGCUGAGCAUCGAGAUGCCUACCGUGUUAUACCCAACUCCACUUCCUCAGUAUGACGGACGGCCACCCGUCCAGCCACAGCAAUCAGAAUCCAGUGCCUCCCGACCAACUGCAAACAGAAAGAAAAAAUUGAAGGUAAAACCAAGGAAGAACCAGCAAGGCGAGGAGGAGGAGGAAGAAUCUGGCGGAGAAUCAGAAGCGGCCGCAGUCACUGGCGUGGGCAGCAUGAGCCUGCAUGAAGGAAACGCUGCACGUGCCUCCUCGCCGGGCGGCCUGAGGUUGCCACUCGGUGGAGGUGGGGCUGCUGGAAAGGAGCACGUCUCCUCGCCCUUCAACUCCUCGGGUUGGAAGAGGGUCAGCAGCAGUGAGUCAGACUAUUCGGAUGCAGAAGGAGGCGUGCAGAGUAAAACGAGGUCUUACCAAGCCAAAGUUCGCCAAGGAGCAUUAGCGUGUUUUCUUUCUACUGUAAAAUCAAUAGAAAAAAAAGUUCUGUACGGCUACUGGUCAGCCUUCAUUCCUGACACACCUGAGCUCGGAAGCCCGCAGUCCGUGUCCCUGAUGACGCUCACAUUAAAAGACCCCUCCCCAAAGACACGCGCCUGUGCCCUGCAAGUUUUGUCGGCCAUCUUGGAAGGCUCAAAACAGUUUCUUUCCGUUGCUGAAGACACCAGUGACCACAGAAGGGCUUUUACCCCGUUCUCCGUGACGAUUGCUUCCAGCAUUAGAGAGCUGCACAGGUGCCUUCUCCUGGCUUUGGUGGCGGAGUCAUCCUCUCAGACCCUCACUCAGAUCAUUAAGUGCCUUGCAAAUUUAGUAUCCAACGCACCUUAUAACCGCCUAAAACUCAGCCUGCUGACCAAAGUCUGGAACCAGAUAAAGCCUUACAUCCGCCACAAAGAUGUGAACGUUCGUGUGUCAAGUCUCACACUCUUGGGAGCCAUAGUGUCCACUCAUGCACCUUUGCCUGAAGUCCAGCUCCUUCUGCAACAGCCCUGUUCUUCUGGACUUAGCAAUAGCAAUUCAGCCACGCCUCACUUCAGCCCUCCUGACUGGUGGAAGAAAGCCCCCACAGGACCCUCGCUGGAAGAUGCAUCGAUUAGCUCCCCUCAGGGGUCUUCAGAGCCCUGCUGGCUCAUCCGACUUUGCAUUUCCACCAUUGUACUGCCCAGGGAGGAUUCCUGUAUGGGUAGCAGUGCCGGCUCUGCCGCAGGGAGCAUGUAUGAACCGUCCCCCAUGCGACUGGAGGCCUUACAGGUGCUGGCUCAUCUGGCAAGGGGCUACUUUUCAGUGGCUCAGGUCUACUUGAUGGAGCUUGGAGAGGUGAUUUGCAAGUGCAUGGCAGAAGCAGAUCCGUCUAUUCAGCUUCACGGAGCAAAGCUUCUGGAAGAACUGGGUACAGGUUUAAUCCAACAGUAUAAGCCAGAUUCUAUGACAGAACCUGACCAGAGGGUCCCCGUCUUCUUGGUGGUGAUGUUCUGGACCAUGAUGCUGAAUGGCCCCUUACCCAGAGCCCUGCAGAACUCGGAGCACCCCACUCUCCAGGCGAGCGCCUGCGACGCCCUGUCUUCCAUCUUGCCCGAGGCCUUCAGUUGUCUGCCGAGCGACAGGCAGAUGCUGUGUGUCACCGUGCUGCUCGGGCUGAAUGACAGCAGGAACCGCUUGGUGAAAGCCGCCACCUCGCGGGCCCUGGGCGUCUACGUGCUGUUUCCCUGCCUCCGACAGGAUGUCAUAUUUGUUGCAGACACAGCAAACGCAAUCCUGAUGUCCCUUCAAGACAAGUCUCUGAAUGUCCGAGCCAAAGCAGCCUGGUCCCUGGGCAACCUGACCGACACUCUGAUUGUCAACAUGGAAGCGCCAGACCCAAGUUUCCAGGAGGAGUUCUCGGGUCUUCUGCUCUUGAAAAUGCUACGGGCGGCCAUAGACGCAUCCAAGGACAAAGACAAGGUGAAAAGCAGCGCAGUCCGGGCCCUUGGAAACCUGCUCCAUUUUCUACAACCCUCUCAUAUAGAAAAACCCAGAUUUGCUGAAAUCAUCGAGGAAUCUCUCCAGGCCCUGAUUUCUACUGUUCUGACGGAGGCUGCCAUGAAGGUCCGCUGGAAUGCUUGUUACGCACUGGGGAAUGUAUUUAAAAACCCUGCCCUCCCGCUAGGCACCGCCCCAUGGACCUCUCAAGCCUACAACGCGCUGACAUCAGUGGUGACGUCAUGCAAGAACUUCAAAGUGCGCAUCAGGUCAGCCGCCGCCCUCUCCACCCCGAGCAAGAGAGAGCGCUACGGGUCCGAGGAGCAGUACGCCCGCAUCUGGGGCGCGCUGGUCACUGCCUUACAGAGGAGCGAGGACACCACAGACUUCCUGGAGUUCAAGUACUGUGCCAGCCUACGGACCCAAAUCUGCCAGGCGCUCAUCCACCUCUUGAGCUUGGCCAGGGCCUCGGACCUGCCCCGCAUCAGGGACACCCUGGAACUGAACGGAGAUAUGAUCCAAUCCUACGUCCUCCGGUUUCUAAGAUCGGGUGCACAGGGAGAGGACCCCGGGGCGGCCCACAGCCCGCAGGAAAGAGGCGAGAUGAUCAGAACGGCCCUGCAGCACAUAGGCCGCGUCCAGGCUGCGGCCGGAGACACAGCCACAAGAGCGGUCGCGGGCUUCUUAGAAGAUACCCUGAGCAUUUAUCUGGACGCAGCCGGAUGCCACGAGGCCCUCCUCGAGUCAGCACAGCAGUGAAUAGCCCCCCGAGUUUUCCUGACAUCAGUGUGGUGAUCGAAGACCCAAGCUUGAGUGCAGAUUUGUGGGAUUUGAUCUUAGGGGCAGAAACAGUCCCCAUCCUGUUUAUUUAGAAGGAGCUGGAACCUAUUUAAAUUUUUUGCAGAGGGCUCAUCCACUCCAGAGAACACAUUGACCACAGUCGGGGCCGUCAGGACCUCCGUGUGGGGCCGGCAGCAGCCGAGGCGUCGGGAUGGGCUGGGAGCCUAGUAGGCUGGGAGCUUGUCGGGGCUGCUUAGUCUCAGAAAAAAAAAAAAGAGGACUUAGGAAUUAGAGUGUUGUUUCUUAUGUCUUCAGGACUUGUUUUUCUUUUAUAAUAAACUAAUGCGAAAAUGU